AUGGAGAAUCCUGGGUCGACGCCGGUUGGGUUUGAUGUGAAUGAUUCGAUAGACAUCAAUGAAUCAUUGGUCCCGGUGAGGGACCCUAAGCCCGCCAGUCAGAGCAGUAUCUCUUUUGAUGGGCUAUUGUCGAGCCCUCUACUCCUGCAGGAAGAUCUUAAGGAAGGGUGUGGAGGCCAGCUAUGGCCAGCGGGGAUGGUCCUGUCUAAGUAUCUGCUACGUCAACACCACUCUAAGUUUCUCAAUAAAACGAUAGUUGAAUUGGGAGCCGGCGGCGGUCUCGUUGGACUUGCAGUUGCACGGAGAUGCCACCCUGAGCUCCCACGCAUAUGCAUUACAGAUCAACCUCCCAUGUUGCCGCUGAUGGAAACGAAUAUAAAGCUCAACGGUCUUUCUUCUGCAGUCGAAGCUUCUGUAUUGAACUGGGGCGAACCCCUUCCAGACUGCAUUCCAAAGCAUCCCGCGAUUAUACUCGCCGCUGACUGUGUCUACUUCGAACCUGCCUUCCCUCUCCUAAUCUCAACGUUGAACGACCUCCUUGGACCAGAGUCCGUCUGUUACUUCUGCUUCAAGAGGCGUAGACGAGCAGAUCUCCGCUUCAUGAAACAAGCAAAGAAAAUGUUCGAGGUUGACGAGAUUAAGGAUGACCCUGAUAUGGAAAUCUACCGGCGAGAGAAUAUUUUUCUCUACGCAAUUCGUUCGAAAUCAGACAGGGGAUGUGUCUAG
Aspergillus ibericus CBS 121593 is the source of this 726-nucleotide messenger RNA. RefSeq lists its product as uncharacterized. The record is from RefSeq and is a predicted model, not a curated record. Lineage: Eukaryota; Fungi; Ascomycota; Eurotiomycetes; Eurotiales; Aspergillaceae. The transcript is spliced from 2 exons. The coding region runs from base 1 to 726 and encodes 241 amino acids.